Molecule: messenger RNA, 3310 nt
Organism: Schistosoma haematobium
Lineage: Eukaryota; Metazoa; Platyhelminthes; Trematoda; Strigeidida; Schistosomatidae
Gene: PET9
Product: ADP/ATP carrier protein
Exons: 5
Coding region: 234-1169 (311 amino acids)
Biological process (GO): mitochondrial ATP transmembrane transport; mitochondrial ADP transmembrane transport
Cellular component (GO): mitochondrial inner membrane
Molecular function (GO): ATP:ADP antiporter activity
Source: RefSeq, a predicted model, not a curated record
AUAACAACAAAACUAAGCUACUUAAUGCCACUUAGAAUCACUAUCACUCAAAUCGCAAAUUGGCGUUUGACCUGCUGGACAGUUUCCACUCCACUGUUUAUGCUCUGACUCAAGGUCAACCAUAGACUUAUAUAUCGGAACUUUUGUUUUAGUAACCUCCUGGCUGUGUUGGCCCGCUGUGUUUGUCGUUUUGUCGCUACUCAUCUCCUCAAGAGACAUUUGUUAUAGUCAUUAUGGGAGAGGGUGGGAAAGAAAUUAAAGGACUGAGUUUCGCCGAAAAUUUUCUGCUUAGCGGUGCUGCUGCAGUUAUCGCGAAGACCGCAGCUGCUCCGAUAGAGCGAGUUAAACUACUCGUUCAAAAUCAAGAUGAGAUGAUCAAGCAAGGGCGCUUAGAUAAACCGUACACUGGUGUUAUAGACUGUACUGUACGAACAUUCCGGCAAGAAGGCAUACUACCCUUCUGGCGUGGAAAUUUACCUAAUUGCUUGAGGUACUUCCCUACCCAAGCUCUGAACUUUGCAUUUAAGGACAAAGUGAAGUCAGCGUUUAAGCAAAAUAAAGAUGAUCCAUACGUGGUUGCUUUCUACAAAAACGUGGUCAGUGGUGGUGCAGCAGGUGCUCUGUCCUUAGUGUUCGUUUAUUCUUUGGACUACGCUCGAACUCGUCUGGCCAAUGACAAUAAAUCUGCCAAAAAGGGUGGGACUCGUGAAUUCAAUGGUUUGGUUGAUGUCUAUGCUAAAACGUUCAAGUCAGAUGGUAUCGCUGGUCUCUACCGUGGCUUCGUUAUCUCGUGCGUCGGUAUAAUUGUAUACAGAGGAUUCUACUUUGGAUUGUAUGAUACUUUGAAACCGAUAUUCCUUGGGCCGGAUGCAGGUGUGGCAAUUAGUUUCUGCCUCGGUUAUGGCGUGACUGUCACUUCUGGAUUGAUAUCCUAUCCGAUUGAUACUAUCCGUCGGCGUAUGAUGAUGACUUCAGGCCAAGCUGUCAAAUACAAAAGCUCAAUUCACUGUGCAUCUGAAAUACUGAAAAAUGAAGGACCAAUGUCUCUCAUGAAGGGUGCCGGUGCAAACAUACUCCGAGGUGUCGCCGGCGCUGGUGUGUUGGCUGGAUUCGACAAAUUUAAAGAACUAUAUGCCGAUUUCAGAUUACCGAAAAAACCAUCUCCUUAAGUGUUGCAAUUAGCAAUGAAUUGUAAAGUUAGCAUGUAAUUUAGUUUCCGAAGAUUACUAGCAAAUCAAUUUUCGUUGUUGAUAUAAAUAUUUACUUGAACACGCUUAACAGCUAGUCUACUGCUUACAUUACUCAUAUCACAGACUGUCUAGAUUACCUUGGCUAAGUCGCAUGUGUGCGGUAUAUUGAUCCACUGAAAGUAUUUUGAUAAAAAGUGUCAGUACGUUCAGGUCACUCGUUGUAACCGGUAACUAGUUUGCUACUUCUGGCUUUGUUUUUUUAAUGAUAAGUGCCAGUUGUUUUAGUAGAUUUUUAAUUUGCAUCCGUUAAUUAACACGUCUGUUAUUUAGCUCUUACAGUAAUAGAUUACAAGGUUAAAGGUCCUACUUCCAGAUGUUAAUUUUCCUUCCUUUUGGGUGUAAGGCCAAAAUUAUCUUACCAAGUCGUAUUAAAUACUAGAAGUCAAAGUAUUGCUACAGUACGAUAGUUAUAGGUCUUUUUUUUUCUCUUCCCAAAUUUAUUUCACUGUAUUAUACUCUUUAAAUAACAUCUCCAAACUAAUUUUCCCGAUUACUGCUUAUACUCUCAUUACCUCUACCGCUACGGGAUUUGAAUCGACCACUACAUCUGUGUGCUAAUGUGGUGUGGCAACUCGAACUGAUGUACGUACGUACGAAGUUCUACGUUGUUCCUGAUUGACUUAAGCUGUACAUUCGUAUAUACAGGUAUAUGGGAAAUGUAUGUCUAUAGGAGGAUAGAAAAAAUUUUGCAUCACCAAAAUGGAUUCGAGAAUAAAUAACAAAUGAGGUUACGUACUAAUCAAGGGGUAAGGAAGAAAAUCGUUAAUGGGUCAGAUAAUAUGAAGAAAAGCGACAAACACAAAGGUCAUAAUAAUGGACUGAAUAAUACUCAAGAAAACUUGUAUAAGGUAAUAAUAACAGAUUAGAGUUUAAAAUGCAAAAUAGUAAUUUUAAGAAAUUCGAUAGUAAUCAAAUAAAAGUGCAGGGGAAAAAACAAAACAGAAACAUACCUAUUAAGGCCAAGGAAGGAUGAGAGGUUGGACAAGUCGUUUCUGCACGCAAGGUUUGGGCUUGAGCUCGUGAGUUGCCAAUGCCUCAGCAAUGCAUAGAAUAUUGAUUUGGUCCAAUUCCUUUGACUCUGUAGAUCAGUUUAAAAGAAGAAUAAUUGGGAGCGGUGUGUCCGAAAUUGAUUAAGUGCUCCUGUAUAGAACUAGUGAUCGUCUUACAUUCUCCUAUUACAAGCCAAGCCGGAUAAUGUUUUUAGAUCCGUUUGGAAAGUGGUCGCUUUGUUCGGCGUUUAUAACGAGCCCCACAUGAGCACGUAAAUUUAUAAAUACACAUUGAUGUGGCCCAAAGCGAAAGCUUAUUUUUAACACAUCCAGGAAUGAUAGGCCGGCUUGAGAAAACAAUUCGGAGCUUGGCUGUGUAGAAAGUUUCAUUCAAUGACUUUGAAAUCCGUUCAUUUAAGAUUUCAGCAGCCGUGUCUCCUUCAAAUUCCAUAUUAAUUAACAGGGUUUUCUUUUGUACUGUCGAUACUUUCCCCGACAUUUAGGUGGGUAGUUUAGUAUUCCGACAUAGCGAACAGAUAAUGGUGGUCGUCUGCUGCAACUAUGCUCAGACAAUCGUUUAUUCUUAGCAAACACAAAUUUUAAGCAUAAGGAGAGACAUCGUCUAACAUGGCGACCCCCUACACCAAACCAACGAUGGACUCAAAUAGACCAUAUUGCCAUCAGUCAUCGUUGGAGAGGGUCGGUAGAAGAUUGUCGCUCAUUCUGGAGUACCUGCUUGAACUCCGACCACGCCCUAAUGUGGACACGCAUCGGCUUGCGCCUCACUGGACGCAAAAAAGCCACAUUAAAAAGACCAUUAGAGUUGAAUUGAGUAGAGAGAAAACCAAAAGUAGGUUCCAGGAACAACUGAGGUCACACUUAGGUAGUUCUGAAAACGAGGCUGACCCAGAUGUUGCCUGGAAAGCUAUACAAGCAGCUGUGGAAACAGCAGUGACAUCUACCAGUGAUUUAAACCACAGGGUUACAAAGAACCAGUGGAUUUCUUCAAGAUCUAUUGCACUGAUGGAUUCUCGCAAACUCGUCCCAUCAGGUUCAGAACACGAUGAAGAG